CGGCUGCAGUAGUAGUUGAUCGAUCGCGCAACGCGCACGGGCCGCUCCUGCGCAUCCGACUCCCGCGAUCCAAUGAAUUAACUAUCAGCCAUCAUUAUGACGUUAAGAACUUUUAUACUAUCGUCAAUAUUUUUAGUAGUAAGUGUGCAUGGACAGAAAACUUCGCUCACAGGCACGCCCUUAGAAUGUCCGUCGCCCGACAAGGGCGACAACUACACACAGUCGGAGUUCCUGUCGCGGCUGGCGCACGAGUGCCGCUACGACCGGCUGCUGCUGCCCACCUACCAGACCUCGGAGGUGGUUUACGUGCACGCCAGCGCCUAUAUUUACUUCAUACAACCCGCUGAGGCGCAUGACUUGAACUUCAAACUCCAUUUUCUUUUACAACUAAGGUGGACGGAUGCCCGGUUAGCGUACACUCUUUACUCGCCGCAACGAACCAAGAUUAUUGGAGAGAAUGAUCUGCGCCAGCGGAUCUGGGUGCCUCACCUGUACAUGUCGAACGAGCAAUCGUCCAGCCUGAUGGGCACCGACAGCAAAGACGUGCUCAUAUCCAUAGCACCCGACGGAGAAGUGCUCUUCAGCCGACGUAUGCAGGCAGUGCUUUACUGCUGGAUGAAUCUCCAAAAGUUUCCAUUCGACGAACAAACUUGCUCGAUGAACCUGGAGAGCUGGAAGUACAACGCAUCGAUUCUGCGGCUGAUGUGGGAGAAGGACAACCCGGUGCGUUUAUCAUCGGAGCUUCACCUCACAGAAUACUCGCUGAUAGACUACUGGACCAACGAGUCAGUUGUGCGAGGCGACAUUGUAAAUAUGCGCCUAGGAGGAGGUAGAUCCGGCAACUACAGCGCGCUGAAGUUCACCUUCAAGCUGGGUAGAGAGGUGGGAUACUACCUGAUGGACUACUUCAUUCCAUCCAUGAUGAUAGUGGCCAUGUCAUGGGUCACAUUCUGGCUGCAAGCUGACGCCUCCGCGCCUAGAAUCACCUUGGGUACGAGCACGAUGUUAUCGUUCAUAACGCUGGCAUCCUCACAGGCGAAGACGCUGCCCAAGGUGUCGUACAUCAAGGCUAGUGAAAUCUGGUUUCUCGCUUGCACCGGGUUCAUUUUCUCAGCGCUAGUUGAGUUCGCCUUCGUUAACACCAUUUGGCGCAGAAAGAAAGCGGUGAGCUUGAAGAAGGUCAACAGCAAGUACAUUCUGAAGAGCACGCUGACCCCGCGGUUGGCGCGCAAGGAGUUGCAGAAGGAGCUACAGGAGUCGUCGCCGCAGCUCAGCAAGUCACGGUCGUGCUCGUCGCUCAACCAGGAGACCAGCUCCGACCCCGCCGGGCCUGGAUACAACAACUAUCUUACUGUUCACAGUUUCCCAUCUGCAAUGAACCUGCCGACGAUCACGACGCAAAGCUACGACGAUCUGGUCCCGGCGCCAGGCGGCCGGCAGACUGCGGGCGCCGGCAGCGAGGGCUCCGACGACCCGCCCAAGCACCACACCUGGACUACAAUGACCCCGCAGGAGAUCGCCACCUGGAUCGACAAACGAUCUCGCUUCAUGUUCCCCCUCAUGUUCAUCUUCUUCAACAUUAUUUACUGGACAUUUGUCUACUGCCUGUGAUUGGUCAAAAUUUGUCGUGAUCAAAAUGUAAUUUUGAAAUAAGAAAUUGGACAUACAGUAGAAUCCGUUUAUUAAAGCGACAUCCAUAGUAUGCGACAUGAUUUACGUACUUA
Molecule: messenger RNA, 1724 nt
Organism: Pectinophora gossypiella (pink bollworm)
Lineage: Eukaryota; Metazoa; Arthropoda; Insecta; Lepidoptera; Gelechiidae
Product: pH-sensitive chloride channel 2-like
Exons: 8
Coding region: 97-1611 (504 amino acids)
Biological process (GO): chloride transmembrane transport; regulation of membrane potential; signal transduction
Cellular component (GO): membrane; synapse; neuron projection
Molecular function (GO): neurotransmitter receptor activity; transmembrane signaling receptor activity; extracellular ligand-gated monoatomic ion channel activity
Source: RefSeq, a predicted model, not a curated record